GUAUAUACGCGUGUGUGUCCACUAGUUUUUUGCUUGAAUGUUUAUCAUUUCUGUCACUUGCAAUUUGAAUAUUCCUAAUAAGUAGAAAAAUCCAAAGACUAAGAUUGUGAUCCUUUAUGUCUAUGGUAUAUUAUGAAUACAGAGACCUCGCGCCUUUAUUGGCGUAGGAAUCAUCUUGCCCUAAUAUUAAUGUUAUGAAAUCAAAAGGGUAAGACUCCUAACAUCCCACAUAACACAGCAGACAAACUAAAGUUUUAAUCUGGCUUUGGCCCUUACAAAUUUUGUGCCCUACAGCAAGUUACAUCUCGCUUAGCUUUUUUCAUUUUAAAGUGGAACUAUCUGCAUGGAUGUUCGUACAUGCUAUAUAACACAUCCUAUUCCAGAGCUACCUACCAUCAGUUGAGCUCGAAAUGGUAAAUGCCACAGCGAGCAGCAGACAGGAAGGGGCGGAGCGCCAGCGGCGCCUGGGGCUACGCGCCGCACUGGACGGAGCGGCGGCGGAGGCAAGCUUGAGUGUGAGCCGCAGGGCCGGUUUGCUCACCGUCCCGCCGGUCCCAGCCGUCGCUAGGGGGUCCGCGGGCCCUGCGGCAACCCUCGCUACAGACGCUGGGCGGGCGGCGACACCUGGCCCAUGGCCCCCACGGCGGCUCCGUCUUCCUUGGCCGUCAGGGCCUCAAGCCCCGCCGCGGCCCCCACCUCGUACGGCGUCUUCUGCAAGGGGCUGUCCCGCACCCUGCUCGCCUUCUUCGAGCUGGCCUGGCAGCUGCGCAUGAACUUCCCGUACUUCUACGUCGCGGGCUCGGUGAUCCUCAACAUCCGAUUGCAGGUACCAGGGGAAUCUAUACCUGAAGCAUUACUGGAGUCAAGCUGGGGACUGGCUCUUCCCCACUCCGGUAGAUGAGCAGAUAUUCUUUCUCUGGAGAGAAGAGUCAUUUGCCUGUAUACUUGCCUGGGAACAUUCACUAGACACAGUUGAAAACAGAGGAACAAGUUUACAGUCAACAACGAUAGACUGGAUUAAGAAAAUGUGGCACGUAUACACCAUGGAAUACUAUGCAGCCAUAAAAAAUGAUGAGUUCGUGUCCUUUGUAGGGACAUGGAUGAAACUGGAAACCAUCAUUCUCAGCAAACUAUCGCAAGGACAAAAAACCAAACACCGCAUGUUCUCAUUCAAAGGUGGGAAUUGAACAAUGAGAACACAUGGACACAGGAAGGGGAACAUCACACACCAGGGACUGUUGUGGGGUGGGGGGGAGGGGGGAGGGAUAGCAUUAGGAGAUAUACCUAAUGCUAAAUGGAGAGUUAAUGGGUGCAGCACACCGACAUGGCACAUGUAUACAUAUGUAACAAACCUGCACGUUGUUCACAUGUACCCUAAAACUUAAAGUAUAAUAAAAUAAAAUAAAGGAAACAGAGGAACAGCACUGAAAACUGAGGGAUUCACUCAAUGAUAAUGAACUCAACAUAAAAAUCCCCAGAUUCUUCCCACUAACUCUCCAAAGUGCUAAGAGACACUUUUAUACCCUUCAAGCAGAUUGAAAGUAUCUUCUUUAGGGAUACUGAACAGUCCUUUUUUAAUACGUAAAGCUGGGGCUGAGAGUUGGAAGUCCCAGCUAACUGAGAGGCUGGGGCAGGAGGAUCACUUGAGCCAAGGAGUUGGAGGAUACAGGGUGUUAUGAUCACACCACUGCAUUCCAGCCUUAGUGACUGAGAGACACUGUCUCUUAAAAAAAAAAAAAAGACCUAAAGAUAAUUUCUUUAUAUUCCAAUAUUAAGCUUCAUAUGAAAUGUCCAGAAAUUAAUGUAUCAAGAUGUAUAGAAUCUUUUUAGCAAAAACUAUAAAAAUCUAUCUAUGGGGGAAAAUGUUAAUAGAUGAAGUGAUUUGCUUUCUUUCUUUUGGGAAAGACUAAAUAUUGUAAAGAUGUUAAUCAUGCCCAAACAAUUGGGAAAUAUAUGCAUUUUUAUAUUAAAGAUACUAAAAAAUAAUCAUGAAGUUCAACUAAAAAAUUAAUAUGAGAAUAGCAAAAAAAAUUAUGAAACAUAAAAUUAAGGGGAAGGACUUGACAUACCCUCUAUUAAAAAUAUUACAAAUCUAUAAUCAGAAAAAUGUGGCUUUGGUACAAUAAUAAACUUUGGUACAAGAAUAAAUAGCUCAAAAGAAGGAAAUAGAAGAAAGCACAGAUGAAAUAUAUGUAAGAACAUAAUAUAUAAUAAAAGAUAUUUCUAGUCAAUAGGAGAAAGAUAAAUUAUUUAAUUGAGCAACUGAUUAAUCACAUGAUUGAAAGGUGAACUUAGAUUUAUAUGAUACUUUUAUACCAUAAAAAUGCUUUUAUAGUAGGCUUUAAAUUACAAAGCAAACUACUGAGAUUACAGGCGUGAGCCACCGCACCCAAUAGUUACUUUUUGAUAUAAUGACAUUUUUUCCUUUGGAUAGAUACCCAGUAGUGGGAUUGUUGGAUCAAAUGGUAGAUCUAUUUUCAGUACUUUAAGAAAUCUC
Molecule: messenger RNA, 2497 nt
Organism: Pongo pygmaeus (Bornean orangutan)
Lineage: Eukaryota; Metazoa; Chordata; Mammalia; Primates; Hominidae
Gene: SMIM10L1
Product: small integral membrane protein 10 like 1
Exons: 3
Coding region: 632-901 (89 amino acids)
Source: RefSeq, a predicted model, not a curated record